CCCAGUCCCUGCAGUGUAUGAAUCCCCAGCCCGUGUACAGUAAACACAGACAGAGCUCAGGCAGGGGAGAUGAGGAACAGUGCUCUAGCUUCUAGACCUGCGUCCUCCGAGCUCGGGGAGGGGUGAUGAGGGAGGGGGCGUGUAUCUCCUCUCUCCCCCCUCCCCCUGCUGUUUCGGAAAUCUUCGGAGAGCUGGGGGAGGAGCGGACACAAGUCUUCACGGGGCGCAAAAUUCCACCUCACUCCGCCCUCUCCACACGCGUUGUUGAUUAGGACACAUCCGUUACGACCUGUACGCCUACUAACCCCCCCCCCCCCAACUGAACUCCCCGCCCCUUCAACCUAAUAAGGCAUGGUCACGUGGUCCAGUGACGUAGUUCCGGAGAGCAGUCGCUCAGUUGUGUCGUCGUUUGUCCGGUUAACGAGUAUGGGGGCUGCGGAAGCGGAUAGGACCUUGUUCGUAGGGAACCUGGACCCCAGGGCCACAGAGGAGCUGCUGUUCGAGCUUUUCCUGCAGGCUGGUCCUGCAGUGAGUGUUAAGAUCCCUAAAGACAAAGAUGGCAAUCCAAAACAAUUUGCAUUUGUAAAUUUCAAGCAUGAAGAAUCUGUUCCAUAUGGGAUGAGUUUGUUAAAUGGAAUCAAACUGUUUGGAAGGCCCCUGAAAAUCCAGUACAGAUCAGGGAGUAGUCAUGCUUCUCAAGAUGCAAAUAAUGCAGCAUCCUCUCCACAAGGAAACGGUGGCUUCUCUGGGAAUGGUCAAUCACCAAAUGGAAACAGAUAUGACUAUAAUUCUGACAUGAGAUAUGACCACUCGUCUCCUGUUUCAAGCUAUCAGAAACCAUACUCCUCCCCAGAUAGUCUUCAAAAGCAAGCUAUGAUGAAUAACUACUACAGACAAGGAUCAUCUCAUGGUUCCAACACAGAGAUAGUGUCUCACGCAGUAUCCUCCUCAUCAAAUUACUCACCUUAUUACAAUCAAUAUCAUCAAAGCUCAUCCCACUCUGCAUCAGUGCGUUAUGACUCCUCCUCCAACCACCGAAAAAUGAGGAGCCUGGCAUCUCAUCCUUAUCAAAAUGAUGGUUACCAAAGCAGUAGAGACGCACAUUACAGGGGAAGUCAGGAGGAUCACUAUCAUGAAGGUCGCAGCCCUCAACACAGAAGAGAGCCUAGAUGGAACCAGUCUCGCUAUUAAAGGGGUUGGCAAAAAAAAAAAUUGUAAGGGUUCAUUCAUUGAUAAACUCGCAGCGGGAGUUUCGUUACCAUUCAAUUAAAUGUCUGCAGAAAAUCUGCAGUAGCGGCACGUCAAUAAAUUACAGCCGCAGGUUAUUAAUGUGUGAACCCCUAAGUAGAGAAAUCUGUGCUUAAAAAAGAAAAACAAUAAAUAAAAUGUGCUUUCUUUUUAAAGGGAACCUGUUAUUACUUCUGUUGCCUAAACCACAAGUCAUUGGAGCAGUCCCCAUUGACUUCUGCCUGCUUUGCUGGCCUUGAUGGGGUUUUAUCAGUGAAGUAAUGGCACGUUCCCUUUUAUACAAGCUUAGAAACAAAGUACACCUAUUGGUAAAAAAAGAAAAACUUUUAUAUGGCCUUUUGUGUAUAUAUUUUAAAAAAAAGUUUUAAAUAAUUUUAUUCAGUACAGCAAAAAAGUAUUAAGAAAAAUCUAAAAAUGUUGUGGCAUAUGUAUGUAGCCACAUACUGGUUACUCAUGAUUGAUUUAGAAGUUUGUGGCAUCACUCCAGUAAAUGGAUGCCUCAUGUCUGCUUGCACACUAUAAAAUUCAUCUGUUUUAAAGAUCCGUUUGAUGCUCAGUUAUGAAAACCCUG
This is a messenger RNA of Hyla sarda, 1819 nucleotides long. It is a transcript of the gene RBM7, whose product is annotated as RNA binding motif protein 7. The transcript has 5 exons. Gene Ontology annotation, biological process: regulation of alternative mRNA splicing, via spliceosome. NCBI's taxonomy places the organism in Eukaryota, Metazoa, Chordata, Amphibia, Anura, Hylidae. The record is from RefSeq and is a predicted model, not a curated record. Gene Ontology annotation, molecular function: single-stranded RNA binding. The coding region runs from base 352 to 1191 and encodes 279 amino acids. Gene Ontology annotation, cellular component: nucleus.